AUGAAUCUCAUCCGUGGAGCGUGGUUCCGCGGCCUCGCGCCCGUCUCAGACAAAGUCGUAUGGGUCUCAGGCACCGCCGGCACCGUCCUACGUACCACCAACGGCGGUUCCACAUGGGCCAACGUCUCUCCAUCCUUACUUCCGGAUAACGCAACAACAUUCGAGUUCCGCGACAUCCAAGCCUACUCUGCCGAAACGGCAGUCAUCAUGUCCAUCGGCGAAGGAAACGCUUCGAGGAUUUACCGUACAACCAAUGGCGGAAAGAGCUGGAAGCCAGCUUUCAUCAACCAGGAACCCACCGCAUUUUACGACUGCAUGGCAUUUGAAAACGAGAAACAUGGCCUUGCUAUGAGCGACCCCGUUAACGGCAAGUUUCGACUUAUCGAGACAUGGGAUGGAGGCGCAAGUUGGAAAAUCGUAGAUCCAUCUGGUAUGCCUGCCGCACUUACCGGGGAAGCCGGAUUUGCAGCAUCAGGAACGUGUCUGGAAGCGGCUGCUGGUCGCUGGUACCUCGCAUCCGGUGGCGUCAACCCAGGUCGAAUUUAUCGCAGUAACAACGGCCAUGACUGGAAAGUGACCAACAGCUCGAUCACUGGCGGCGCAGCAGCUGGUGUAUUCUCUGUGCGCUUUCGAGAUGCGAAGCAUGGACUUGCUGUGGGAGGAGAUUAUCAGAACCCAACAGGGAACACUGGUAUCUCGUCUUGGUCUGACGAUGGCGGCGCAACAUGGCAGGCGAGCGAGCGCUUUCCAGCCGGGUAUCGUUCCGGUGCUUCCUGGAUUCCUGGGAGGGGAUUUACGGCGAUUGCGGUUGGCACAUCUGGUUCGGAUAUCACGUUUGAUGGUGGGAAGAACUGGAGGAACUUCGACAACGGGACGUUUGAUGCGGUAGAGUGCAUAGGAAUGAAUGUGUGCUGGGCCUCUGGUUUGCAGGGACGAGUUGCAAGAUUGUCCUCGUCGUAA
Messenger RNA from Parastagonospora nodorum SN15, 960 nucleotides. RefSeq lists its product as hypothetical. The coding region runs from base 1 to 960 and encodes 319 amino acids. NCBI's taxonomy places the organism in Eukaryota, Fungi, Ascomycota, Dothideomycetes, Pleosporales, Phaeosphaeriaceae. The record is from RefSeq and is a predicted model, not a curated record. Gene Ontology annotation, molecular function: protein binding. The transcript is spliced from 2 exons.